Molecule: messenger RNA, 1176 nt
Organism: Nerophis lumbriciformis (worm pipefish)
Lineage: Eukaryota; Metazoa; Chordata; Actinopteri; Syngnathiformes; Syngnathidae
Gene: baiap2l2a
Product: BAR/IMD domain containing adaptor protein 2 like 2a
Biological process (GO): actin filament bundle assembly; plasma membrane organization; actin crosslink formation
Cellular component (GO): cytosol; nucleoplasm
Molecular function (GO): protein binding
Source: RefSeq, a predicted model, not a curated record
UUAUUUACCGUGGGGCCAUUCAAGUCCCAGUCGCGUACGUUCGCAACAACCCCAGCAGCCUUCUGCCCUUAUUCAGUCCAACACGGCGCAACUUUGCGGUUUUGCUGUAUGCUGACUGCCUGGAUGAGUUAAGACCAGGUUCCUUCCAGUUCAACCAGUGUGGAUAUUAUCAACAUGUCUGCUCUUAAAAGCGACCAGCUUCAUCGAUCCACCUUGGGGAUUUACUCAAGCUUGAUGGAUGAGUUCAACCCGGGCCUAGAGAAACUGGUGUCACUGGGACACAGCUACGUCCGAGCGUUUCAAGCUCUGGCUGUAAAGAGCGAGGCGUACUUCACUGCACUUUCACAGAUCGGCGAGCGAGCUUUUCACACCAUGUCCUCUCGUCCCAUAGGAGAUGUUUUGAUUCAAAUUGCUGAGAGCCAAAGGAAAGUGAGCUUGGAACUGGAGGGAGUAUUCCGUGGGUUCUCUGAGGACGUUCUUCAGGAGAUGGACAAUAACGUGAGACUGGACAAAGACUACAUAUCGGGCAGCAGAAAACAAUACGAGAUGAGCGUCCACAGUCAGGCAGCAGUUAUGGACCGACAGCUAAGACGUGGAACUAACCAGGAUGAGUACAUGCAUUUCCUUCGGGAAAGCCACGGCGAGGCUCUGAAGGAGGAGGAGAGACGAUACCGCUUCCUGGCUGAGAAGCACUGUGGCCUCAUCCGGUCCUUCUCCCACCUCAUGAAUAAGCAUGGGGCUACUCUGCAGCACAAGGCGGACUCCUGGAGAGAAGAGGUGGACGCCACCAGGGGAUCACACGCUGCAAGACCCCCUGCAGUGGAUCACACUGCACUUAUUAGACAAGAGAACAAGAAGAACAGAGAAGAGCAGCCUCUCGGCAACAUACCUUCGAGGGCCCCGUCUCCUCAGGGGAGCAUUUAUCGCUCCACGGGCUCCGAGUCAGCGGGGGGUGGAGGACGAUCCAUGAGGGCCCGGGUGUCCCAUCAGCCUGGUGGCUCCAAUCCCACCCUGCUGCACUUCACCAGGGGAGAGAUGAUCAGUGUUGUGGUCCAGCAGCAGAAGAACGGCUGGUUGUUCGGCCGUACCGCUGGGAAAAAUCAACGGCAGGGAUGGUUCCCGGCCUCCUAUGUGGAAGAAGUAGAUGACUUUCCUAUGCCAGCGGACUCGGGGUAA